UUGUUCAGGUAAAAGGACAGCAUGGUGAGGGUCAGUGUGCUCAAUGAUGCUCUCAAGUCCAUGUACAAUGCUGAAAAGAUAGGGAAACGUCAGGUCAUGAUCAGGCCGUCAUCCAAGGUGAUCAUCAAGUUCCUGACGGUCAUGCAACGCCAUGGCUACAUUAGCGAGUUCGAGUACGUGGAUGACCACAGAGCUGGGAAGAUCGUGGUGGAGCUGAAUGGAAGACUGAAUAAAUGUGGUGUUAUUAGCCCACGAUUUGAUGUAGGUGUUACGGAGAUCGAGAGAUGGACGGCGAGGCUUCUUCCAUCUCGCAAGUUUGGCUACAUCGUCCUAACAACUUCUGCUGGAAUUAUGGACCAUGAGGAGGCUAGCCGUAAGAAUGUUGGUGCCAAGGCUCUAGGUUUCUUUUACUGA
This is a messenger RNA of Zea mays, 414 nucleotides long. Its product is annotated as 40S ribosomal protein S15a-1. Gene Ontology annotation, cellular component: ribosome. The transcript is spliced from 3 exons. Lineage: Eukaryota; Viridiplantae; Streptophyta; Magnoliopsida; Poales; Poaceae. Gene Ontology annotation, molecular function: structural constituent of ribosome. The coding region runs from base 22 to 414 and encodes 130 amino acids. The record is from RefSeq and is a predicted model, not a curated record. Gene Ontology annotation, biological process: translation.